Fonsecaea multimorphosa CBS 102226 is the source of this 1131-nucleotide messenger RNA. RefSeq lists its product as uncharacterized. Lineage: Eukaryota; Fungi; Ascomycota; Eurotiomycetes; Chaetothyriales; Herpotrichiellaceae. The transcript has a single exon. The record is from RefSeq and is a predicted model, not a curated record. The coding region runs from base 1 to 1131 and encodes 376 amino acids.
AUGGCGACCAACGGCCUUGUCGUUGCAGCUCUGGCUGCCGCUGUCCUGGCUCAGACUUCGGUAGAUCUAAUUACGGUCCUCAACUCCACGAAUGGGACCUCCACCAUCAGCCAAGUGGUCUCAGAGGUCCCUGGCUUUCUGGAUGCUAUAGCUGGAAAGACGAACCUCACCUUCCUAGCCCCGAACGAUACUGCCAUUGCCACUUUUUUGGACACUCCGGCUGGCCAGGCAAUCGAGGAUGCUGGUGACGACUACCUCUUGAAUCUAUUGCUUUACCAUGUUAUCGAUGGAGGAUACAACAACAUCACAGACUAUUACGUCUCCCCAACUCUAUUGACUUCAAGCAAUUAUACCAAUGUGACAGGUGGACAAAACAUCGGUAUCUAUUACGACGACGACGAAAAUGUCGUUGGCAUCUAUGGCGGACUGGACUACAGCCCUGAGGGGCCUCCGACGCCAAUUCCUUUCUCUCAAGGAUGGAUCUAUGUCAUCAAUGGCGUGCUGAAGAUCCCCCCAAGUGUCUCCGUGACUGUGACCUCGGGCGACUUCAACGGCAGUUCCUUCGUGACUGCCCUGAACGAAACCGGCCUGACUGAACAAGUCGAUCUCCUCCACGAUGCGACAUACAUAAUUCCGGACAAUGAUGGCUUCGAAACUGUGCAGCAAGCUCUCUCAGAUUUGAGCACCGAGCAACUGGCUGAAGUGCUCAAAUACCAUGUGGUGGCCGGCAAAGUCUGGCACUUUGACGACUUACAGAACGGCACGCAGUUGACCACGUUGCAAGGUCAGUCCCUGACAGUCUCUGUUACCCCUGCAGGAGACUAUUUCAUCAACAACGCCGGAAUCAAUUAUGUGGACCUCGCGGUUUCUGAAGGCCUCGUCAUCUUCGUGGACAAUGUGCUGAAUCCUAAUGCCUCUUGGACCCCGCCAGUCAAUGGUACUGAGGACGGUGUACCCGCCUGGCCCAUCUCGAACACCGCUAACAAUGGAAGCGAUGGUUCAAGUACGGCAUCAGCUAGCAGCACGCUUGCCGCUGCCACCUUCACUGGGCUUGCUGCUGCACCAUUGAAGACCGGUGCUGUUGGUGCGGCAGUCAUAUUCGGUGGUGCUGCGUUGGCAUUCGUUCUCUAG